Saccostrea echinata is the source of this 1242-nucleotide messenger RNA. RefSeq lists its product as uncharacterized. The transcript is spliced from 3 exons. The coding region runs from base 191 to 616 and encodes 141 amino acids. Lineage: Eukaryota; Metazoa; Mollusca; Bivalvia; Ostreida; Ostreidae. The record is from RefSeq and is a predicted model, not a curated record. Gene Ontology annotation, biological process: regulation of synaptic transmission, cholinergic; positive regulation of voltage-gated potassium channel activity; sleep.
CAAAAUCUCAAGAGGAAGAAACUUCUGAAAAGAACGUAAAUUUCAAAGCCCUGAUUGGACGGAAAUAUUAUUCAGAUUGUCUCGGAUAGACCCAAACAAAAAUACGAUACUGUUGACUUCUUUAUUAUCAUCAGCCUCGAAUUUUUAGUAGAUCCUAGUAAAUUUGACAAAUUUGUAAUGCCUUAAGACAAUGGCUCAUGUGACGAGAUGGACAGGGAUCAUUUUUAUAUUUGUGGGUUUUCUGUGCCAUAUAACAGAUUCAACGACUCUUUGUGCUCAGUGUGACUCAAAGCGCGAUCCACAGUGUGAAAGCAACCCGCCAAACCCUUCUGAUUGUUUAGAGAGGACAAGCAAACGAAAUGGCUGCCUCAUAACCAGGAUAUAUGUUAAUGGCCGACAGACGGCGUUCGUUCGUAGUUGUUCCACCUUGGAUCCUAAAGUUAACAGGGAAGGUUGUGUCAACGACACCAUGACAGCCAACAAGCAAACUUGUUACAUACUGUGCUUUGAGGAUGGCUGUAACAAUUCUUACGUCAUUUCCGGUUACAUUUUGCACAUAAUUCUUUUGUCAAUGUCCUCUUUGAUCAUUUCAAAAAUAUUGAGCCGAAAUAGUUAAAAAAAACUCUCUUUAUUACAAUUAUCAUCGAUAAUAAGAAAACUGUUUCAGACAUAGAGCCGUGCAAAAUAUCAGACUAUUUCACUCAUAUUCUGUAGUUAAAGCAGCUAUGAUGAUUUAUAUUGAGGAACUUUUUCAUUUAUACAGCAAACGGGAACAAUAAAAAUUUUCAUAUUUAAACAAACUGAAAAGCGUAAGCUCUUUAAAAUUGAAGAACUAUAGGAGCAACUAUCCAGACGAAUUACUGGAUCAUGGAAAAUUUUCGAUCCUUAAUAUUUUCGCCUAAAAGCAUAAACACUUAUGAUUAUUAAUAUUAUUUCAUACAUGAAAAUUUUCCAAUUUUAUAUUUCUAAUACGUAAUAGAAUUGUAGUUGUUUUGCCCUAGAUAAUUUUUAGAUUCGGUCAUAAAAGCUGAGGACGAACGUUACAAAAAUAAAACAGAGGCUAAUAUUUGUCAGAAUACAGUGAGAUUAUAUAUCAUUUGUAUUGUAUUGUAAUACAAGAUUAUAUAAUUUGUAUUGUAUUGUAAUACGAGAUUAUAUCAUUUGUAUUGUAAUACAAGAUUAUAUCAUUUGUAUUGUAUUGUAAUACAAGAUUAUAUCAUUUGUAUUGUAUUGUAAUGUAAG